AUUACGUCAAUGUUCGAAGUUGUUGAUUUGUUGUAGACGUUGUUCCAAAUUUGCGUAUUUUUUGUGAAUUCCUAGCAUUAAUACCAUAGUGAAGUGUUAAAUAAGUGUGCAAUAUAAACGUACAAAUAGUAUUUCGAACGUAUUAAACUGAAAUAUUAGCGAAAUAAACAUGAAUCCCGAAUACGACUAUUUAUUCAAACUUCUACUUAUUGGUGAUUCUGGAGUUGGAAAGUCCUGUUUGUUACUUAGGUUUGCGGAUGAUACUUACACGGAAAGUUAUAUCAGUACCAUUGGAGUAGAUUUUAAAAUCCGUACUAUAGAUUUGGAUGGAAAAACAAUUAAACUCCAAAUUUGGGACACAGCAGGUCAGGAAAGGUUUAGAACGAUCACGUCGAGUUAUUACAGGGGGGCACAUGGUAUAAUUGUGGUGUACGAUUGCACAGACCAAGAUUCCUUUAACAACGUGAAACAGUGGCUCGAGGAAAUCGAUCGUUACGCGUGCGACAACGUAAACAAAUUGCUGGUGGGAAACAAGAGUGAUUUGACAACAAAAAAAGUUGUCGACUUCACAACAGCAAAGGAAUACGCCGACCAGCUGGGAAUCCCGUUCUUGGAGACGUCGGCGAAAAACGCUUCGAACGUCGAACAGGCGUUCAUGACCAUGGCGGCUGAAAUCAAGAACAGAGUGGGGCCGCCAUCGUCGGCCGCCGACCAGGCCAACAAAGUCAAAAUCGACCAGGGAAGGCCCAUAGAAACCACCAAAUCAGGAUGUUGCUGAGCUUGAUUUUAUACAGGUUUUAAGGUGGUCAUUCAUUAUUUUGUACAGUAGCCGUUCAAUUACAAAUUCAUAACCUAAUAUAUCCGUCUUUAAGUAUAGAUAAUUUACAGUGUAAUCUUUUCACAAUUUAUAUUUACAAUUUAAAUGAAAAUGAAAAAAAUAAACCCAUUACUGUUAGCCUAAUUACCUAAUAACCUAACUUCUUCCUAGCGAAUUUGUACACAACAGCUAAAUUGAAACAACUAACUGUAUAUACCUUUUUUGGAGACAAAGAAUAUAGAAUAUUUUUUGCGGUAAAAUAUUUUGCAAAGGCUCUCUUUGUUUUCAAAAACCAGGGAUGUUUAUAAUUUUUUAUUUAAAAUAUAUUUCACUUUUAAAAAUCAUUGUUUUUAUUGACCUAUCACUUAAACAACAAAUCUUUGUAACUAAUAUUGGAGUAUUUUUUUAGGGAUGUAUAAUCGAUUUUUCUUUGUAGUUAAUCAAAAUAAAUUUGACUGAGUUUUUUGUAAUCGCUAUGUUAUUAAAUUAAAUUGAUAUGAAAGCACUUGGAUAAUAUUAUAUUACUAAUAGCUGCUAGGCACAUAUUUUGUUUAUUUUCUUAUUAUCCUUUAAAUUUGUUUUGAUUUUUUCAUACCUAUUCAAAUUUGUAUAAUAUAGGAUACCAUACAACUUUUGUUAUAAUUUUUAUUUUGUAGUUUAUAUUUAUAUGAUUGUA
This is a messenger RNA of Brassicogethes aeneus, 1493 nucleotides long. The record is from the annotation of a GenBank genome assembly. Lineage: Eukaryota; Metazoa; Arthropoda; Insecta; Coleoptera; Nitidulidae.